Eublepharis macularius is the source of this 3521-nucleotide messenger RNA. Its product is annotated as enoyl-CoA delta isomerase 2-like. NCBI's taxonomy places the organism in Eukaryota, Metazoa, Chordata, Lepidosauria, Squamata, Eublepharidae. Gene Ontology annotation, molecular function: fatty-acyl-CoA binding. The coding region runs from base 113 to 1345 and encodes 410 amino acids. The transcript is spliced from 10 exons. The record is from RefSeq and is a predicted model, not a curated record.
CUCCCCUCAGGUCUGUCAACGCGAACGAGCCAGACUCCCGCAGAAGGCUUCAUUUCUCUCAUUGGCCAGUUCGGGGCUGGUACAUUCCCUCUUGGCCGGCUCCUCCAGGGCGAUGUAUAGUACAGCAGCUACAGCCACUGCCGCCGCCGCCGCCGCCAAGUCCCUGACUCGGAGUCUUUUGUGCCAUCGCAACCCGCUCUGCGGGGUUAGAAGUACAGCUUGGGCUCUUCAUUUUCCUGAAGUACAGUUACACACAACUAAACCUGCCAUGCAAGUCAGCCAGGAAGACUUUGAAAAGGCCAAAGAUCAACUGAAAUUUUUGAAGACUGAUCCUGGUAAUGAAGUAAAGCUGAAGCUUUAUGCAUUGUUUAAACAGGCAACUCAGGGGCCCUGCAAUACCCCCAAACCAGGCAUGCUAGAUUUUAUUAACAAGGCCAAAUGGGAUGCGUGGAAUUCACUUGGCACUUUGCCACAGGAAAGUGCCAGACAGCAAUAUGUUAAUCUUGUGUCAAGUUUGGUGUCUUCAGAAUCUUCGAGUCAAGUUAAAGAAAUCCCUCCAGACAGCAAGUCUGACUAUGAAACACUACAAGUUUCUACCAAGGACAACAUCACAAAGCUAGUAUUAAACCGUCCCAAAAUGAAAAAUGCAAUCAAUGUGAAGAUGUAUGAAGAAAUAAUGGAAGCACUUGAGGAAGCAGCAAAGGAUGACUCUGUUAUAACCGUCGUGACAGGAAGUGGAGAUUACUACUGUAGUGGAAAUGACCUGAACAACUUUGCCAAUGUCUCAGCGGGUGGAAUAAAGGAGAUGGCAGAUAAUGGUGCAGUGCUGCUCAAAAAUUUUGUCAACCAUUUUAUUGAUUUUCCUAAGCCAUUAAUUGCUGUGGUGAAUGGGCCAGCUGUUGGGAUAUCUGUAACUAUCCUUGGACUUUUUGAUGUGGUAUAUUCUACUGACAGGGCUACAUUUCACACCCCCUUUAGCAAUCUGGGUCAGAGUCCAGAAGGAUGUUCUUCAUAUGUAUUUCCAAAAAUUAUGGGCUUAGCAAAGGCAACUGAGAUGCUGCUUUUCAACAAGAAGCUGACUGCUGCUGAAGCCUGUUCACAGGGGCUUGUUACUGAAGUUUUCCCCGACAACACCUUCCAAAAAGAAGUGUGGGCAAGGCUAAAAGCUUAUGCUAGUCUCCCCAAAAAUUCCCUGGCAAUCUCCAAGCAGUUACUCCGAAGCAUGGACAAGAAGAAGCUACAUGAAGUUAAUUCUCAAGAAUGUGAAUGUCUCAAAGAAAGAUGGCUGUCUGAUGAGUGCAUGAAUGCUGUAAUGAGCUUCUUGCAGAAGAAAUCAAAACUCUAAUUUCUUGUUUAGCUGUGAAAAAUAGAUUUCUGUAAAGCUAAUUUCUAUCCCCUUUCCUACAAGAACAGUUGUUGCUAAAUUAAUACUUCAGGAAAUAUCUAAUAUGGUACCUUAGUUUUAACAAGGGUAAUCUAAGGAUAUUGAUGACAGAGUCACUUAAAACAUUAAUAAUAACCACCUUGGAUCUUUAUCUCUUGUAUCUAGACAUGAAUUUAUGGUACCAAACACAUCGCACAUUCCAACUUGGGCCAUGAGGUGGGAAAACUCUAAUUGCUUUACAUGCCGAGCAAAUCUCUUUGAACACGACAACAACUGUUUGUCUUCCAAAGGGAGUCACUGAUUCAAUGUCACCAAAUUUUGCAAGUUCUUGAACAACUGAUUGUUGGUUAUGUUGAACUGAAAUGCUGUUUGGUGUCCACCUGUUGUAGGAAGGGACAAAAGAAGAAAACAACAUAAUUUGUGUUAGUAGGACACCUUGAUUCAAGUAUUCAUUUACAAAGGAUUAUGUAUUGGCCAACAGUUUAUGACUGUAUAACAGUUCCAUGUGUCUGAUUAUUUUACAUGACACUUUCCUUGUGCUACAGGUGAAUGCAGUUAUUUGAAAACAAUUGGGCAGACACUUGUAAUGUCUCCUCUAAGGCAGAAGAAUUAGAAAGUCUGAAAGUAUGUGUAGAAGGAUUUUUUUUUUAGAAUUUUUUUUUUAAAAAAACGGAGGUUAAAACUAAAAAUAUUUGAAAAGAUUUGCAUAGGCAGUGUCAGGGCUUUUCUGCACACUUGGCUUAUUCCUGAUUUUCUUAGCAGUCAAUUCGCAAGCAUUGGAAUCAGUUUGGGUAAGGUUCUUCUGUACAUCUGCUCUUAUUUCACAUUUUUACAGUUGUAGAGUCGGUUUAUUUUGUUCUGAAUGUGCCUUAAAAAUCAGGCUUUCAUGGGUGGGUGCCGUCAUCAUCAGUGGCAUCAUCAAUGACAUCCCAGCACCUCCCCCUUAUUAUUAUUUUUGGUGCUUGUUUAUAUUAAUAGAUAGAUUAAUAUAAGGGCUGAAUGUUUUUUUAAAACACUGGAAAUGAACACAUGGAGAAAUCUUUGCAUGGGCAAGCCUAAAAGGGGAGCAGCUUUCCACCUGGGCUGAUCCACAGCCAAGAGGUGGAGGCUAGCACUGGCGGGUCAAACCCACUUCUGUUGAGAUAGGCCCAGAGAAGCAAUAGCGAUGUGCUUUUCAAAGCACGCUGCUAUUUCUGGCACCUGAAGUGGCUAUCCCCUUCUUCUCCGGGUUCACCAGGGCUUUUGCAAUUUUUUUUAAAAUCAUUUUCAUAUUGCUAGAUUGACCUACUUUUGUAAUAAAAGGUGCAGCGGGUUUUCCCAAUUCCCAGCUUUCAUUUUUUUUAAAAAAAGAAAUCUACAGUCCCUUCCUUUGCAGAGAUAGAAGGAAAAGGGCAUAUCUCUGCAGGGGAAAAGGCUAGAGACUUUUAAAAAUGAAAGCUGAGAAUUCAGAAAACCUGCUGCGCCUUUAUUACAAUGGUAGGUCAAUCUAUCAAUAUGAAAUUGACAAUUUGAAAAAGUAAGUCUCUAGCUCCUCUUGCAAAGAUAAAGAAAAAGGCAUAUCUCUGCAAUGGGAAGGGCUAUAGACUUGCUUUUUUUUAAAAAAUGAAAGCUGGGAAUUCAGAGAACCUAUUGCACAUAUUACAAUGGUAGGUCAAUCUAGCUGUAUGAAAUUGACGAUAAAAAGAGAUCAAAACAAAAGAAGGGGGUAAGGAAGGCAGGCAAGGAGGAGUGGUUCAACCAUGAUGGAUGUCCAGUCAUCAAAAAAUGGAUUCGAGAUGGAUGGGACAAACAAAAACAAACAUUGUGCACCAAGAAAAAAAAUCGACUCAAAAUCAGUUACCAGAACAAGAUUGGGGUAAAAGUAGUCUGGAAAGAACCAGGAAAAAACUGGAGGGAACAACAAACCAAAGCGAAAACUAAACAAAAAAAAUGUGUGCAGAAAUCAGGAUAAAUUGAAGCAGUAUGGGGCCAGAACUGACAGAAUAAACCCAUGAGGAAAGCCUUCAUUCUGCAAACCUUCUUGGUAUAUUGUUACCUGUAUUAUGGGGGUUGCUACCUGCUCAUCAAAUCUGAGCAUGUGGGUAUAAAUCGAAUUAAUGGCACAUGUUGAUUUUAUUAAACCUUUGUUCUAACUUGA